AUGUCGAAAAGAACAAGCGCCGGCAAUGGCGCCAUCUCCAAGCAGGCCAGCGACCUCGUGUCUGAACCUGCCCAGGACAAGCAGAAGGUCCUGCUCGAGUCGACGACGGGCCACUUCUCCCUCGUCAAGGCUCUGCACCUCGCCGACUACAUCACUGAGAUGAACGGCUUCUGCGGCAUCAUGUCCGUCUUCUCCUCGCUCCGCUACUGCCUCGGGGAUCCCACCGACCAUUCCAACCUCUACCUCGCCCUGGCCUUCCUCCCCUUCGGCCUGUUCUUCGACUUCAUGGACGGCCGCGUCGCAAGAUGGCGCAAGAAGAGCAGCAUGAUGGGCCAGGAGCUCGAUUCCCUCGCCGACUUGAUCUCGUUCGGACUCGCUCCUGCCUGCGUCGCCUUCUCUCUCGGUAUCCGCACCACCGUCGACCACGUCUUCCUGGCCUUUUUUGUGCUCUGCGGUCUCACGCGUCUUGCCCGCUUCAACGUGACCGCCGCCAACAUCCCCCAUGACGCCUCAGGCAAGGCCACCUACUUCGAGGGCACCCCCAUCCCCACCACGCUGGGUUUGGACGCCCUCAUGGCCUACUGGGUGUCCAAGGGCUGGGUUCUGGACCAGGUCCCCCUGGGCUUGUGGCUCGAGGGCACCGCCUUUGAGUUUCACCCCAUCGUCCUCAUGUUCCUCGUCCACGGGUCCUUGAUGGUCUCCAAGAGCCUCCACGUGCCUAAGCCGUAA
Neoarthrinium moseri is the source of this 729-nucleotide messenger RNA. RefSeq lists its product as uncharacterized. Gene Ontology annotation, biological process: phospholipid biosynthetic process. Lineage: Eukaryota; Fungi; Ascomycota; Sordariomycetes; Amphisphaeriales; Apiosporaceae. Gene Ontology annotation, molecular function: phosphotransferase activity, for other substituted phosphate groups. Gene Ontology annotation, cellular component: membrane. The record is from RefSeq and is a predicted model, not a curated record. The coding region runs from base 1 to 729 and encodes 242 amino acids. The transcript has 4 exons.